Molecule: messenger RNA, 4072 nt
Organism: Acinonyx jubatus (cheetah)
Lineage: Eukaryota; Metazoa; Chordata; Mammalia; Carnivora; Felidae
Gene: KEL
Product: Kell metallo-endopeptidase (Kell blood group)
Exons: 18
Coding region: 1595-3958 (787 amino acids)
Biological process (GO): protein processing
Cellular component (GO): plasma membrane
Molecular function (GO): metalloendopeptidase activity
Source: RefSeq, a predicted model, not a curated record
AAGCCUUCCCUCAUCACCCCUGCACCACCAAAGUACCACUGUGUCUCUUGUCUUUCAUCUAAGCAAUCCAGAUCCAGUACCACACCAGCUUUUCACAGCUACUAGGUUCAUCAUGUGAAACUCCUCCUCAGAAGACUUCAGUUCCUCCUUUUGAAAAGCCUUGACUUUUCUUCAUGACUUUCAUGAUACCCCAUAGUAUGGCCUCCAUAGGCAUGUGACCUUUGUUCUUCUUCACCAACCAUGGACCCGUCCUUGCCUCCAUCCCGACAAAGCCACCAUAGCACAGUGUCAGGAAACACUGCCGAGGGGUCUUGAGUGUGACUGUCCUAUUUUACCUGGGACAGGAAGACAAGGGACAGACGUGAAAUGCCUUCUCUCAGAAAUGUGCUCACUGGGACCCCAGGUGAGACCUCAGUGUGGUGUGGGAAGGAGAAUUUCUGGCUUGGAACGCAAGUCAUUCCUACAAAUAUUUAUAAAGCAUCUCAAGUGGACAUGAAAGAAAAAGGGACACUGUCCCGGCCACUAAAGAUUUGCCAUCACUAGGGAGGUGAAGAAGAACCUCCUGUGGAAGAGAGUGCUGAAUAAAAGGCAUGGUAAUGCCUCCUUCUUUUGUAGAAGGUAUCAGACCCCAGGGCAGGGGCAAGGCAAACAUUAGACUCAUUUUCUAGAUGAUGAAACUUUCUUACCUGCCUGAGAGUUUAAAUGGCUUAUUUAUUAUCACAGGGCUAAUAAUUAGCUCAUCUGGGUCUCCUGGUUUGUUGGAUUUUCUUUGCACUGCUCUGCUCUGCCUGCAAACAGCAGGGUUAUGACACCCUGAGAGCCAUCGAGCAUUCCCAGGAGCAGGGGGAAUGGACUCCGAGCUGUGAGAGUUCCUGGGGGAAGGUGGCAUUUACCUGAGAAUCGAAGGAUCCGGAAGAUUUCAAUCAGAGAAGAAAGAAGGGAAGAAAGAAUAUUCCAGAAAUAAAGAAACUCCAUGAGCAAAGGCACAAAGCAGGACAAGAAGAGCUACCCAAGGGCAAAAUUACUUGAGAAGUGAAGACUCCCUCCCUUUGCCUCCCCUGAGAGUCUGAGAUAAAGGAGGAGGAGAGGUCUGGGUGUCUCUGGACUGAUAAACAGACUCCACCCAGAGGCCAAUAGCAUGGGUAUAUGGGGACAGGAGGGUCAAGUGGCAGAAGUUCCCCUUCUCCAGUACAGAGGAACUGGGGGGGGGGCGGUAGGAGGGAGGCCAUUUCCUGAACCCCACUUCUCAGAUUCAGCACCUAGAGCAGAACCAGGAAGGAUUCUGGGAGCCAGAGAGGACUGACAGACGGCAAGUCCCCUAGAGAAAACUGUUCCCCUCUGGGGUCAGGUGACUAGGGUGGGGGUGGAUGGCCACUGUGUGUGAGUGCCCUGCCCCAUGGGAGAGGAGGAAAUGUGAGGCUUGGAGAGCAGAAACGGGAAAGGAAAGGGAGGUGUCAGGAGAGGGAGAAAAGUCGGGGUGCAUCCAGGGGAGGGGCCGUUCUGAAGCUGGUCUAGGAACACUGCCCUGGGAUGAUAGCGGGCGCGUGAAGGGAAGCGUCAAAACCACCUGAUAGACCUGAUAUAACUCUCUUUAAUGCACCCCCUUCCUGACCCAGCUUCUCUCCCUUCUCUCCUCCUCAGUUCAAGAGGGUGGAGACCAGAGUGGGGAAGAACCUGGCCGGGGGGAAUGAGCCGGGCAUGGGGAAGGGGGCCUUUCUUAAGGCAGGAGUUCCCUGCACAGCAAUCUCCAGUAUCUCAAGUAGAGUGGCCACAGGAACGCCACAUAACGGCGGGGUUCAUGGUCCGGCGGGUGCUAGCGGCUGGCCUGCUUUUCAGUCUGCUCCUUGGUUCUUCUGUGCUUUUGGUCUACAUCUUCCGGAGCUGUGGCCCUAGGCCCUGCAGGACGCCCGAGUGUCAUGAUCUUCAGGCUCGUUACCUGGCCUCUGGGAACACCAGUGUGGCCCCCUGUACCGACUUCUUCAGCUUUGCCUGUGGAGACGCCCAAGGCACCAAGAGCUCUUUUCAGGCUCUUGCAGAGGAGAACAAGAGGAGACUUCGGAAAAUACUGGAAAAGCCAGGUUCCCGGCACCUGGGCACUGGGGAGGACAAAGCUUUCCAGUUCUACAGCUCCUGUGUGGACACAGGUGCCAUUGAAGCCGAAGGGGCUGCCCCCCUCAGACAAGUCAUUGAGGAGCUUGGAGGCUGGCGAAUCUCCGGUAAUUGGACUUCCUUAGACUUUAACCGAACCCUGAGCCUUCUGAUGAGUCAGUAUGGUUAUUUCCCAUUCUUCAGAGCCUACCUGCGACCUCAUCCUACCCUUCCACACACGCCAGUCAUUCAGCUGUCUCCUGUAGCACCUUCCCCAUCCUCCCACACCUGUCCUCUCCUCCCUCCACGCUCCCUACUUCUCUCCAGUAUCUCUUGUGUCCAGAUAGACCAGCCAGAGUUUGAUCUUCCCCUCAAGCAAGAGCAGGAACAGAAGAUCUAUGCUCAGAUUGUGCGGGAAUACCUGGCUUAUCUGAGUCGGCUGGGAGCCUUGCUAGGAGGAGACCCAGACAAGGUGCAACAACAUGCCUUCCUGUCCAUCUCCAUUACCUCACAGCUGUUUCAGUUUCUGAGGCCCCUGGAGCAGCAGCAGGCACAGGAGAAGCUCUUUCAGCUGGUCACUAUUGACCAACUGCAGGAAAUGGCCCCUGCCAUCGACUGGUUGUCCUGCUUGCAAGCGACAUUCACGCCAAUGUCCCUGAGACCCUCCCAGCUCCUCGUAGUCCAUGACCUGGAGUAUUUGAAAAACAUGUCUCAGCUGGUGGAAGAGCAGCUGUUGAAAUACAGAGACUUUCUGCAGAGCCACAUGAUCUUGGGGCUGGUGGGGACCCUCUCUCCAGCCCUGGACAGUAAGUUCCAGGAGGCACGCAGAUCACUGAUCCAGAAACUGCGGGAGCUGACCCAACGACCACCCAUGCCCACCAGCCCUCGAUGGAUGAAGUGUGUAGAGGAGACAGGAACCUUCUUCGAGCCUACCCUGGCAGCCUUGUUUAUUCAUGAGGCCUUCAGUCCGAAAACCCAAAGUGCUGCCAUGGAACUAUUCACUGCAAUCAAGGACACCCUCAUCACUCGCCUCAGGAGGGUUCCCUGGAUGGAUGAGAAGACCCGGAAAGAGGCCCAGGAUAGGGUCACCCAACUGCAGGUGAAGAUGGGGGGCCCAGAAUGGGCCCUGAAGCCAUCACUGGCCAGGGAGGAAUACAACGAUAUACAGCUUGGACCCAGCUACCUGCAGUCCUUCCUGAGCUGUGUCCGAUCUCUCCGAGCUAGAAUUGUCCAGAACUUCUUGCAGUCUUUCCCCCAGCACAGGUGGCAGGUGUCCACCUGGGGGGUCAGUGCUUACUAUUCAAUAUCUGACCAUGUGGUGGUCUUCCCAGCCGGACUCCUCCAACCUCCAUUCUUCCACCCUGGCUACCCCAGAGCCGUGAACUUUGGCGCUGCUGGCAGCAUUAUGGCCCAUGAGCUGCUGCACAUCUUCUCCCAGCUGUUACUCCCUGGGGGCUGCCCAGCCUGUGACACCCAUGCCCGACAGGGGGCGCUGCUGUGCCUGAAACGCCACUACCAAUCCAUUCCGUUACCCAGCGGACUCUCCUUCAAUGGCUCUUGGACACUACUGGAGAAUGCCGCCGACAUCGGGGGGCUGGCCAUUGCACUGCAGGCGUACAGCAGGAGGCUGUUAGGGUACUACGGAGAGACUAUCCUGCCCAACCUGGACCUCAGCCCUCUACAGCUCUUCUUCCGAAGCUAUGCCCAGGUGAUGUGUAGGGAGCCCAGCACCUGGGAACCCCAGGAUCCUCACAGCCCUCCCAUGCUUCGAGUACAUGGGCCUCUCAGCAACACGCAAGCCUUUGCCAGACACUUCCACUGUCCGCGUGGUGCCCUCAUGAACCCCUCCAAACGCUGCCAGCUCUGGUAACCUGGCUACCACAGAGACUCCAACUUAGAUGUAACAACACCUCCCUGCCCCAACCAUGGACUCAGACGCUAUCUCCUUUCCCUUUCCCUUCCAAAAAUAAAAGCUGGCACUUGG